Schizophyllum commune H4-8 is the source of this 1202-nucleotide messenger RNA. RefSeq lists its product as uncharacterized. Bases 1 to 1044 code for a protein of 347 amino acids. Gene Ontology annotation, biological process: ergosterol biosynthetic process. The transcript has 4 exons. Lineage: Eukaryota; Fungi; Basidiomycota; Agaricomycetes; Agaricales; Schizophyllaceae. Gene Ontology annotation, molecular function: sterol 24-C-methyltransferase activity. The record is from RefSeq and is a predicted model, not a curated record. Gene Ontology annotation, cellular component: endoplasmic reticulum.
AUGCCUGCUCAAGCUCAAGCAGACGGUCGCGUUGGCUCGCGCAUCGAGAACUACAGCAAGUUCUGGCAGAAGGAUAUCAAUAAGGAGGGCGAUGUUGACACGGACAACCGUGUCGACAGCUAUCAGGACGUCGUGAACGGCUACUACGACGGUGCUACGCAGCUGUACGAGUAUGGCUGGGGCCGCUCCUUCCACUUCUCUCGCUUCUACAAGGGCGAGAGCUUCGCCGCGUCGCUCGCCCGCCACGAGCACUACCUCGCGGCGCAGAUGAACCUCCGUCCCAAAAUGCGUGUCCUGGACAUUGGCUGCGGUGUCGGCGGCCCGGCGCGCGAGAUCGCUCGCUUCGCCGACGUCGAGAUCAUUGGCCUGAACAACAACGACUUCCAGGUCGCACGCGCACGCCAGUACACGAAGGAGGCCGGGCUCGAGAACCAGGUCAAGUUCGUCAAGGGCGACUUCAUGAAGCUCGCGGAGCAGUUCGGCGAGAACGCGUUCGACGCCGUGUACGCGGUCGAGGCGACCUGCCACGCGCCGUCCUUUGCGGGCGUGUACGGCGAGGUGUUCAGGGUGCUCAAGCCCGGCGGGGUCUUUGGCUGCUACGAGUGGGUCAUGACCGACGCCUGGGACGCGAGCAACCCGGCGCACAAGGCGCUCGCGCACCAGGUCGAGCUCGGGAACGGCAUCCCGGAGAUGCGCCCGCUGCACACGGCGCGCGACGCGGUCAAGGAGGUCGGCUUCGAGCUCGAGCACGAGGAGGACCUGGCGGAGCGCGACGACCCGGUGCCGUGGUACUACCCGCUCGAGGGCGACAUCAGCAAGGCGCAGACGCUGUGGGAUCUCUUUGUUGUCUGGCGCAUCAGCCCGACGGGCAAGUUCGUCACCCACUACGGCCUUAAGAUCAUCGAGAUGCUCGGCAUGGUGCCCAAGGGCACGCACGACGUCGGUGAGCAGCUCAAGGUUGCGCAGGAUGCCCUCGUCAAGGGCGGCCAGACCAAGCUCUUUACCCCCAUGUACCUGAUGAUCGCCCGCAAGCCCUCAGCAUAGAGGCUUUCCGGCACGGUGUUUCUCUCCCUCGACUCUACCUUUACUAUACCCUAUCUGCUCAGUCGUCCCUAAUGUGCGUAGACAUGGCAUUGGAUUACUUACCUUUACACAUCCGGGUUGCCUACUGGCUAACAAAUACACAUUCCUUGAAAACACUC